AUGGCGAACGCUUAUGCAAGGCAGUUCAAUGCUGCCUGGGACCUCCUCGAUAAGGAUGAAUGCGAGAAGUGUAUCGCUGAAGCCAAGAAGAACCUCAGCGACGAGACUAUGCCGCGUUAUUACAUCAUCAAAAACUGCCUCCUCAUCGCCUGCGCCGCCAAUACCUGGGUGGAAGCGGAUGACUGGAAGGCAGCAGCUGAGCAAGUCUACCAGGAGGCCUUGGUGAGGGCAACCAGCAAGGGCGACAAGGAUUCCCUUGAAGCGCUCAAUGAACUGCGCGAGGAGCUCGACGAGCUAGAUGAGUUCAAAAAGAAGGAACUAGUGGGAAUGACAACAGAACAGUUCCGAGCAGCACUCACGCUUAGUGAUGCGGAACAGGAGAUGAUCGACAGGGAAGGAGAGGAAGAGAUGGCAGCUUGGGCCGCAUUCCAUAGCGGAGCGUGUUGGGGGCUUGCCUCUGACGAUUACGACAAGCUCGCCGAUGCAGAAGACGAAGAAGCUGACCCCGGGGACUCAGACGAACUGGCCAAGGCGGAGAACGAGAACGAAGACAACGGCUUCCAAGGCGUAGAGGCAGUCGCCAGGGCAGAGAACACCAACGAGAUUGCCGCCGCUCAUAUCCUCCCAGACCGAUCCAUGCGCCGCUUCGUCCCCUCCCCCGACACUACCCCGACGACUACAGUGCCUACGAUUGUCGCCGACCCUCUCGAAGCUCCAACUACCACUUAG
Messenger RNA from Alternaria alternata, 729 nucleotides. RefSeq lists its product as hypothetical. Lineage: Eukaryota; Fungi; Ascomycota; Dothideomycetes; Pleosporales; Pleosporaceae. The record is from RefSeq and is a predicted model, not a curated record. The transcript is spliced from 2 exons. The coding region runs from base 1 to 729 and encodes 242 amino acids.